AUGGCCCGCACUGCCAUGGCUGCGGCCGCGCUGUUGCUGUUUGUGGGCGCGGCGAUGGCGGCGAUAGACUGCAGCAGCGUCGCUGGCUGCACGGCCUGCACCUACUCCACCAGCGAGAAGAAGGGGCUCAAGCUCAUGUGCACCGCCUGCGCGGACGGGGCAUACGUGCUCAAGGGAAAGAAGGGCCGUUGCGAUUGCGCUCAGGGACACUUCAGCCGCUUUGCCAACGGCACGCAGCUGGGACACUGCAGGCCCGUGCUGAAGAACCACGUGGCAGACACUGGCAAGAUCAACAACAACGACAACAUCAUCUGGGAGUGGUUUGCGUAA
Monoraphidium neglectum is the source of this 330-nucleotide messenger RNA. RefSeq lists its product as hypothetical. The record is from RefSeq and is a predicted model, not a curated record. The coding region runs from base 1 to 330 and encodes 109 amino acids. NCBI's taxonomy places the organism in Eukaryota, Viridiplantae, Chlorophyta, Chlorophyceae, Sphaeropleales, Selenastraceae. The transcript has 3 exons.